GGGAAAAAUUUAAAGCCAGACAUGCUAUUGUUACUAAGUCAUCGAUUUUAGCAGGUGCAUGAAGUUAGUUCUCGUUGUUCGUUGCCUUUACGAUUCUUCAAUAUAGUCACGCUCGUUCAUCCUAUUGUUCUACUGACAGCCGUCAAUCAAACUCUUACCUUUUCAAAAGUGUACCGCGCGAUAGCUGGGUUCUCCAGGGAGAGAGUCAAGUAAUCACAUAAUCUGCUCCGCACGUCGAGUCUCGCUCAUGGCGACCAAACCAACGGAGCAGAAACCAGUUACUCCCAGUGAAAAUCCAGCAAACCCGAAAGAGGGAGAGGCAACAGCCGCUCCACAAGAUGAGCAGAAAAAGCCUGCGAAGAAAACGGAGCUGGCAAUCUUGAACUUUGUGUUGAAAUAUCUGAAAUUGGUCGGAGGAGCAUUGUUGAUUUGGUUCAUGGGCUGGCUUGGGUUGAGUUAUGUAUGGAUAGUUACUGGAUUUUUCAUCUACGUUUUAUGGCGAAUGAAUCAAGAUGAAAGAAAAUCUAGAAGAGAUGCUUUCAGAGAAGCUACGGAGAAAGAGCAGCAAGUGGUUGAGGCUCGAAUGGAGGAUCUUCCUUCCUGGGUAAGACAGACUCGCGCGUCUGUUGACUUGUCUGUUAUUUGCAGAUUUCAUUUCUAUUUAAACUUACGACUUGAGCUUUCUGUAGACGCAUUUUACCCGUCAAACGUAUUCUUUUAGAAGCUUAUAAAACAUAACCAAGUCAAUUUUAGAGGGCUUUAAUUUCUUAUUUUCUCGUCUUCAACGUUUUAUGAACCGAACACGUUUCCUCGCGAUCGUACGUGUAAUUUCUCGAUCGUAUGUCGUAAAUUCAUUGCCUGACACUUGUCGCCUAUAUAUUUUCAAUUUAGCCCAUACACCUGACAAGCAACUUAACCAAUUCAUUUGUGUUCGGAUUGAUUGAAAUAUUGUAGAAAAGAAACAUUUAUAUUCUUGCCGAGCUUGAACGUGUUAAUGCUUUGGUUUAGAUAAUACCUGUAUGUUAGGUGUGGUCUAAACAUGCUGGAACAUUCGCACAGAAUAUAUUUUGUGUUGGAAUUUAGGAGCAAAUAUUCGAGAACGCCUCUAAAACAGAUAACUGGCCUUGCUUGGCGUGCGACAUUGAGCGAAAAACAGCUUGAUGGACCGGGAAUAAUGAAGUACUGUACUUAACAGAAUAUAAACACGUCAACUUUCACAGCCAUUUUGUGGCAACCAUCCAAAUGAUGAUGUUUUUAAGAAUUUGAGAAAUAUAAGUUUAAUAGAUCCUUUCCUUGGAGUCGUUCAAAAUUUUAUUUUGAGGUCAAAUCGGGCUGAAUUCUGCAAGUUUGGCGUGUGCUCGUUUCUUCUUGGAAUUUGUUCUCAGUUACAUUGUAGUUUGAACAAAUUUGUGUAUCAUAAAUAUUGAAGGAUCGUCCCACUAGAGACUGAAAAUAUUAAUUUUGUUCUAGAUGCCCAAAAUUUAUAUUUUCAUAGCGUCAAGGGUUGUUGUCAGUCAAAGCUUUGAAGUCCUGUUGGGUGGCUUUUAAGGAAAGUAGCUCAUGGGUUUAAUGUUGUGUACGUCAGAGUUGAGUAAAUAUUAAUGUAUAUGUUUUUAUCGCGGCAAAGACUUCAUAAUAUAGUUCCCCUGGUGAGAGCUCUUUGUAAUUUUGCCGUAAAAUAUAAUUUGAGAAUAAUAUUGUCAUUGCUCGGAGGCAAUCCAAGAGAAUUACAAUGUCGAUGAUGGACGAUACAUUAUUUUUUUACUGCUAAGUUUUUUUUUUGAAACAUUUAAAAUUUGUUUUUCAUUCCACAUUUCAAAAAAUGAGUUUUGCAAGCCCUUACACAAAUAUAAGACUGGAAUUGUAGGUUUUAUUUUUCGUGUUACAAAUGCUUUUUUCCAUACGAUAUGUCAGCUGCUUAUUACUCUUUCAAUUGCUAUCAGCAGCUGUUAAGGAACAUUUUAAUUUGAAGACUCUUUUCUUUUAAUUAGCUACCCCAGUCUAGUCUCCAUGUAUAUUAUGAAAAUGAUAAUCCCGCUCAUGUACAUAACAAAUUUGUAAAAUUUUGAAGGUUAUACUUUCUGGAUAACAAUUUAUUCAAAGAAACUUGGUACCUCUUAUACUUACGAGACAACAAGCACCCCUAGGCUAAAAGCUUUUAAAUGUGAACAUUAUUUUACAAAGUAGACAUGCAGAUUGGGCUGGUGACAGCCUGCACGAAUCAUACAUUGAAUAGUGUUGUGCAUGUUACCAAAGAAAUUCAUUGUAGCUGGAUGCCACUUUUUGAGCCUAAGGUGUUUGAUACAACAACAACAAUAAUGAUAUUAAUGAUCGCCAGAUGGUUGAAACGUCGUUCUUUUUAAUGUUAAUUUUGAAAGUGAAAUCCGUUCGAAAAAUUUGUUGAUUCGAAUAAUAAUAAUAAUAAUAAUCCCUUGUUGAUGUCCCGCCUUUUUCUGUAGCCAAAUUAGGCCCAACAGUCUGAAGUUUGGCAGCAUUCAUCAAUCAAUUGUUAGAACUUAACUUUUACAUGUAGUUCUUAUAAUGGCUAAAAAAUGGUACUAUUAAUUGUUUGUGCUGUAGAGGCCAGGAUGUAUACAUGUAUGUAAAAUAGUUUAAAAGCUGUUAAGAAUCUAGCCUCCCACGCAGGGGAUUUUUAGGAAGCUCCCUACAAACACCUGCUCAACCGAGAACAACAUUCCUUUCCUAAGCUUAGCCAAUCAAAUUGUACUUUCCAAAUUCUGGAAAGUUGACCUUGACUGCAGGGUAACCCAAUAAUUACUCGAUCUGCAUGAGACACUGGGAAAGCUUUAUGAUCUCUAAUAAAAUAAUGUUAGACUCGGAGCUGCAAAAGUAAGAUUUAGUUAGAUUUUAGAAUACUCUGUGCACUGCAUAACAUUAGCGAAGGAAAGAAAAGAAGGAAAACGGUAACUGUAGGGUCAUUUUUUAACACUACCACGAGCUUAUGAGUCGUGUUUAGCCUGUCAACACUUUAUUUAAAACUGUUGAUUGGUCACUUACCUCGCAAAUGAAACAAUGGGAAAGGUAUGUCGUUCUCAUUUGAGCUGGCGUUUGUGGGGAGGGAUGAAAUACAAACCCCCCUAACAACGCCUGCGUGCGAGGCAGGAGGCUAUUAAGAAUCAGAAUACAAAAGUAUUUCCCUGUUUUGUCAGAAAUAUAAUUUUGUUUUCCUAAUGGCGAAAUUUAUACUAGAGAUGAAUUAUUCAUCUGAAAGGUGUUACCGUUGUGCCCAUCGGAGAGUGAAUGAUUAUUAGAUAAAUUAUGGCCUAAUUUUGUCUCUUACUGAUUUGUCUAUCAUUAUACAAUGUAUCUGAUAGAUGUCCUGACAGGCAAAUAGUUUGUCUGGCAUAGAUAAUCCAUCUGUAAAUUUAUAUCUGGACAGAAAUGAAAACAAAUUCAUGCAAAGUUUUCACUUUAAAGGUACUGGUACAUAUACUUAUCUCUUUGAGAUGAGUGGGAGAUGAUCCUGGAGAAUUUUCUCUGUGAACAUUUGGGCGUAAAAAAUGAAUUUAACAUUAACUCUUACCAAGGGCAAAAUGUUGGUAGGGGAGGGGAAGUUUAAAAUGUGCAAAACUGAUUAUUAUUAUUUCAUGUACCACUGUACAUGUAUGAUGAUCACUUUUUAUAAAUAAAAGUUAACCCUCUAUCCUGUUCAUGUACAACUGUAUGUGCCACCAUAAAUGUACAUGUAUGACAUACCUGUACAUGUAUAUUAUGGUAGAACAAGCAUGUACUUCUCUUGUGAUCUUGGCUUUUUUUGCACUCACAAUACGUUUCAGGUUGUGCUCUAGCAGAGCCCGGUGGUCCCUGAUGCCUAAAUUUUGCUCUUGGGUGACGAAAAUCGGAGUGUUUUUCUUACAAAUCACUAUGCUGGGCACCCUAGAUUUUACAGGUUCAGAUCACUGGGCUCCCUUUAAUUUUCUUAGAGCACAGCUUUGCAUUUAUAAACAAUUCAUAGUGUUGUUUCUGUGGCCAAAAUUUUGCUCUUAUCUUAAGACUAGAAGCUUACUGCUCAUUUUGCUGUGAUAGAAGAAUUUGCAGAUGGUUGAUCAUGUUUAAGGCAUGAAAAAGUUUACGAGGUUUACUGACUCCAUAAGAUAGUUAAAGUCAUUGAUGAAACUACUGAUUUUUGUUGCAGGUUUUCUUUCCUGAUGUAGAAAGAGCAGAAUGGCUCAACAAGGUAAACUGUAUAUCAUUUUAUAAGUUUUCAUUGCAAUUUGUUAUCAAAAUUGCAUGCAAUAAAAUAACAUUCCAGUCCGAUUAUGUGAGGCUCACUGUUAAAGGAACUGCCUCACAGUUUUUGCAUCAUACACAUUUAGCCCAAAUUUUUCAGUAUUAUUCAAUCUGUGGUAAUCUUCUUCAUCAUAAAUCAUGGUUAAUCUUUCAUACAUGUUGUUUAGAGUUAUCUCUAAAUGGUUCUUUUCUUAUUUUACCAGAAAUUAGGAUUUUUUAUUUCAGGUUUCCACCUGUUCAAUGUCAAGCUACAGUAAGAGUAUAUUGCAAAAUAGUAAUUACUCAAAUUACACACAAACGUUCUAGGCAGUCACAGAGCUCAGGACUUAAAUUAAAAUAAUUUAAGGCUGGAUUGGAAUUGCUACUGCUGUGUGGGCAUUCCUUGUUCCUGUGCUGUGGUGUCUAAAUGUCAAAGUUCCUCCUUGAUGUUUUCUCUGAAGACUACAUGUAUGCAUAACUUGUACGCUGUAAAUGGGUGAAUAAAAGCCUUGAGAAUUGCUGUGAUUUGCUCUACUUGUUUUAUAUGGCUGAAAUUAGUUUGCUGCUUUUUUUUGGCUUUAGAUGCUUGUUCAACUGUGGCCAUACAUCAAUGAUAUGGUGAUAAAGAUUUUGAAAGAAACUGUGGAGCCGGAGAUUCAGAAAAAUAUGCCCAGUUUUCUCAGCUCCAUUCAUUUUGAAGAAAUCUCUCUUGGUGAAGUGGUAGGUCAACUCUUACAAGUUGAAUUACUGACAGGGGAGGUGACAGUUGAAACUAAAAGUUACCAGCAGUUGACAACAAGACUUUUUAUCUACAGGAGAUUAACUUUAAAACUAUUGCUUUAGGAGGAUGGAGAAUGGAAAAAUUCUGAGGAGGUUGAUAACCACAGCAAAAAAGGAGCAGGAGCUCUGUCUAGUGCAUCCUCACAAUGGAGUUUUCACCACCUCCAGCAUUUUGAUGAAUUAGAUUUUUUUUACUGUCCCUGAACUUUUUCAUCCUCAUUUCCAUUAUAAAAGAAAAAUCCUGCCACCCAUACUGUGAACUGCCACUUUACAUAAGUGCUGGGCCUAUGCAUCUUCCUAAGAGGUUUUAGGAGGACUCAUAAACUGAGGAGCUUCUAUCUGAGGAGAUUUAUAGCUGGAACAGAAAUAGCUCUUUGAAACGAGCUACUGUUAUAGUAGUGCUGAUCAAAAAAUAAUUAUUAAUUUUUGCAUUUACUCGUUUUUAAUUAAGCUUCAAUACAUCAUAAUACCGGUAAUCAAAUUCAAGAAAAGAAGGGCUAGAGGGAGGCUUACAAUCAAAUGAAAUAUCUUUUGUUAUUUACAUGUAGAUGUGCCUUUAAGGAGCUUAUAAGUGGUGGUGGGGGAUGGGGUUCUUUUACAUACAUGAAUGUAAGUGGCAGUUUAUGUUAUUGACCAGUGGAAAUGAAAUGACACAACAUGUAGUUGCUUGCCACCAUGCAGUUGCAAGGAUCUGUAUUUUUCUAGUUUUGUCAAAGCGGAAUGAACACUUAUGACAAACAUUACUUAUCUUUUUAUUUAUAGCCUCCUCGUAUCGGCGGCAUUAAGACAUACACCCAUAACGUUGACCGCAAUGAGAUAAUCAUGGAUGUUGACUUAAUGUAAGUGUUCACCACUCUGAAUUAGAUUGGUCUGCUUUUGUGGUGUAUUUUUGUCUUUUAUUAGAGAGAUUAAGAUUCACGUUUACGCCAAACGGCAAACAUGAAUUUGUACCACGUGACCAAGUUUUCCCCUUAAUUGUCAUUAAAUGUUUAUUACUUCAACUAAAAAAUAAGUAAUUUCAGGCCAGUUUUGUACAUAAGAAUAAUAUUGUUCUGGACAGUUUUUAUCUGCUUAUUUUCUAUUUUGAGAAAUUCUCAACUUGAAUCUGACGUUUGCGGUUUGGCAUAAACGUGAAUCUUAAUCUAUCUAUUAAAACAUAACACGACAACAUAUGUCACUUGAAAAAAAGUCAUUAUAAUCAUUUUGUACUAUAGUACAGUAAAAGCAGUGUGUGUUCUUUUCCUUGGUGUCUCCAGAUAAGUGUGAAUUACAAGGUUAAGAAAUUGGACUGGCAUUUCUGUUUUUUAAAACACUGUGGUAAAAAACUAUAUACAUGUAUCAGUUGACUCCCGAUAACUCGAACCCUCGUUAACUCGAACCUGGAUUUCCUUUAUACAAUAAAUUACUGCAAUUUUACCCUCGGUAACUUGAACCCAUGAUAACUCGAACCUCCUGCUAACUCUAAGUAACUCAUUUUCCCCUUCAGAUCAUUAUUAUACUCUCAACAACUCGAACCAUGUUUUAAGCAUGUGACAGGUCGAAAAAGGGGCAUGAACUGCAGUCUGAAACAUUGAAUUUAUUUUCAAAAACAACCAUGUAUUCUUUGUCUUCACUUUUUUGUCAGUCCAGUACAAGUAACCCUGUAUAGUUUUAAUAUACAAGCUUUGUGGUUUUAUAAAAGGAAUUAUUCCUUUUUCAAAAUAUCGGUACAUCUGUUGCUGCCCUUAGAUUAAGUGAAUGUGCAUGAUACUAAUAACAAAAUUGCGUUCCUUCCCUAUCCCAUUUUCUUAUUUGCUUAUUUCCAGUCAUUUACUUUAAACUCCUGAUAAGCUCUAACUUUUUUCAAUUUCCUUGAGAAGGUUCAAAUUAUCGGGAGUGGACUGUAUUUGGAUACCUGAAAAUUUAAGUUUUGUAUUCACAACAGAAUUAGGUAGAAACAUUUUGAAUAACUGUUUCUUGUUUUCUUUUAAAUAUAGUUAUGCAGGUGACUCAGAUUUUGAGCUGUCUGUCAAGGGAAUUUCAGUUGGUAUUGAAGAUCUCCAGGUAAUGUGUCCUUAUUCAUUCAACAAAUCUCUGCUACUUAACCCUAUCUUUCCCUUAAUAACCCAGUUUUGUAGCAUUGGCCUUGCUUUAGAUUGUCCUUUUUGUAAUAACGAGGUAGUCGUAUUAAUGUGGUCUUCGAAAUAAUAAAGCAAGUCAGUGUUUUUAAGUUUGGGUUGCAAUAAUGAGGUUGUUGUAUAACUGGGGUGGUUGUGAGGCAAGUUUCUACUUUGUUUUGUGUUUUCAUUUUGGUCUUGGAGUAAAACCUUGUUAAUAUUAAUUUUUACUAGCUCCAGUAACAUGUAUGUGGUCCUUUUCCAAAAAAAAAACUUUGUAUAAUUUUUUUUGUCUUAUCAGGGUGCAACGAAAAUCAUUUUAACAGCCCACCCUUCGGGCAACCUGAAACUAGCAUGUACUAGCCUGAAUACCAUUUCAGCUAGCCCAAGAUUUUUGUUUACAGGUUUUUACCUGAAUCGAGUAACUUUUAAACUGAAAUUCUAUGUGGCCGUCUGAAAUUUCCCCCAAAACUUUCACUUGCCCGUCGGGCUAGUAAAGGACACAAUCCACUAGCCCCAACGCAAAAUCCACUAGCCAUGGGCUGUCAGACAUGACUUUCAUUGCACCCUGCUUCUCUCUGGAUUAAACAGUAACUGCUCAUGGAUGAACUAUGUGGUGGGCUUUGUCUAGGAUUUUGACAUUAGGUCAGCUCAGGUAUGAUGUUUGUACCUGAGGUGACUCCAAGAUGGAAAUAGGCACGUAUUAUGGGGGUUAACAAGGGGUACGUGAGCACUCGAGAAAUUCCCUGAGUUAGUUUUGCCCUCCAGAGCGACGGUGCUGGAGUCCCAGUAGUGCAGUCGACACCCUUCAUCCUACUCUAGAAGGAAUCUGUUGUACUAAGUUAGUACUAUAUCUUUUCUUCCUGUAGAUUCGUGGUAGCCUGCGUGUGAUUCUGCGACCUCUUAUUCCAGCUGCUCCUCUUGUGGGUGGAGUCUCUGUCUUCUUUCUUAACAGACCUGUAAGUUUCCUUUUUGAAAGAUACAUACAUUGUGUUGAUAUCAGAAAUGUAUUUAAUGCAUAUAUCUACAGUAUUGCUUUGAAGAAUGAAUUGUUGAAGUAGAGUGUAUUUUUUUCCGUUUCGAUUCAUCAGGACAUAGAUUUUGAUUUAACAAAUCUGGCAAACAUACUUGACAUUCCUGGUCUAAGGUAGGUUUAUUUUCAUUCCUUACACUUGAACAGGAUAUUAUUAUAAAAUUAUGAGAAAUGUGAUAAACAUGCAUUAUGUAAAACAAUGUAUUAUUUGCUAGGAAACAGAUACUGGUAUUGGAAAUCUAGGUUGGGGAUUUGCAGUUUCUUGUUCAGAACAGGGUUAAAAUGUAGCUGAACAUGGUCUGAUGUAGGAUGACAGUUUCCGGUUUCCAGGAGCUGAGAAGUAGCCAAAAAUAUAUUGAAUAUAACUUUCAGAACACUUAUACCAUCCUAAAUUUAUAGUCAAAUUCUCAAUCCUUGUGCUCAUACACAUCCUUACAAGGAAAUAAAGAAAAGUCAUUUCCAUUACCCCAUGAUCUUCCGGACUGUAACAAGGAGAAAAAUGAUGCUGAUCUCUCUUACGGUGUUUCAAAAUAAGCCAUUCGCCACUUCAUCUUGACUAUUAAUUUGCGAUAUCUAUUUCCAUUGCAAGUGUUGGUUGUACAUGUAAAUUCCCAAAACUCAAAAUUAGGACUUCUUGUCUGCAGCUCUUACUUACAUGUACAAAACUACCACUUCUACUUUCAAACCUUGUAAAAGUACUGAAUCAUGAGUCACUUAAUUGUUUGUUCUUGUAAUUCCUUUCAGUGACAUUAUUCGUGGAGUAAUUGAUGACGUAGUUGCUGGAUUUGUGGUGCUCCCUAACAGGAUUACAGUUCCACUCACUGAUGUUGAUCCUUAUGAACUCAAAUAUCCCAUGCCUGAUGUAAGUGAAUGUUUGCUCAUUGUUUUCACUGUAUUUACAUUAAUGAGAAAGUUAUGAAAACUCCCUCAAGUUAUUAAUGAUUUAUUUCAGGGUGUUCUGCGAAUUGAAGUUUUAGAAGCUAAAGAUUUAGUCAAAAAGGACAUUGGAGUGUUCAAGAAAGGCUCUUCAGACCCAUAUGUUAUUCUCCGAGGUACAGUCUGAUUUAAUCUGGGCUUGAACAGUAAUUCUAAGAGCCCAAUCCAGGAUGUCUAGCAUGCAGAAUUGAAGACUUCUUCAUUGCGUAAAGGCAAAGGUCACACGGGGCCAUUUGUAUUAAUCUUUAUGUCAGAUGUAAUGGUGUAAAUCUGACAUUCAGCUCAGUCUAACUCAUUAUUUUCAUGCCAGACGUUAACGCUUAAAUUUUUGGAAUCCAACCCAAGAGCCCAAAAGAAUGGGCACUACUAAAGCACAACCGAGCCAGAGUCAUUUCACGAGCUCUGCUUCCAGAUCUAAGUUUUUUUUUAACAAGAAAGUACUCUUUCAUAAUUGUGUAUGUGGAUUAUGUCACUGUCCAUUAAAUGUAUAGGUUUAACUACGUGCUUUACAAGCUUGAACCUUACUGACAGUCACCUAUAAUCUGAAGUGCUUGUGUCAUUGUAUUUUUAGUGGGAGCCAAAACAUUCAAAACAAAAACAAAGGACAGUACAUUGAAUCCAGUGUGGAAUGAAGUGUUUGAGGUACAUUGUAUGCUGAGCCUCAUAUUAUUAUAAGUAUUAUUCUAAUCCUGUGUACUGUAGGUUUUUUUUUUCCAGUAAGAAAGUAAUAAGGGAAAGAAAGGCACCUUUCAGUGAAACAAAAGGAAUUGGGGCAUAAAUAUGGAAAAAGGAAGAAACAGAAAAGAUAGAAGGAGGGAAGUGAUCAUUUGGGGUUAGAGCAUGGGUUUAGGGUUCCAUUGAGACAGCAGAAAUGCCUGCUUUCAGGCUGUGUAGUAGUUUUUCAUGUUUCCUUAGUGUAAAGAGAACUUAUCAAAGGGUUAUCAUCAUUUUGCAGGCAUUUGUUGACAACUCUCAUGGUCAGAAGAUAAAGAUUGCUGUCUUUGAUGAGGACAAGGCAUCUGAUGAUGAGAGUCUUGGAACGUUAGUAUCUUCAAUUCAGUAAAACACUAACACAUGGUAGAAGAACAGUGUACUAUAUACCAACCACCGUUCGUAAACAUGCAUUAUGAUAACUGGUCUGUGGGUAGUAAUUAUAAUGAUUGAAAUUACUCCCUUACUCUUACAGGACUUUUUUUUCAGAGGCCUAGAAAACUCCUUCAAAUUUUCCUUUUUUCUACCUACUCUUAGAUGAGUUCUGAAAUGUUAUAAUAAUGUGUACAAUUAAAAUUAUCAUUUUGCAGGGAAUCUGACAUAAUUAUGAUACAGUGGAAGAACAGCUAAGCUGCUGAAAUUUUUCUCCUAGGGAAAUUUAUUUCCACAUAAAACAUUGUUAUUAUUGGCUGGGAAAUGUUGGAGCUCUGGGGCUUAGAAGUAUUCAUGUUAUUGGCAAAUUCCAGCAAUUUCACUCUUUUUUUAUAGAACCAACCUGUCCAGAAUUUUAUCAAUCUUAUUUGCAGCUUUUUUAACUACUUGUACUUGCUUGUUCUUUUUAGUGUUGAAGCUGACAUUGGUACUAUUGUCCAGCAAGGCAAUGUUGACCUGGUAAGUUUUGUUUGAUGCAAAUAAUAUUAAUUGGUUGCAGAAUGAGUUUUCUGUACUUGCAGUAAUAUAAAACUCAGGUAUUGGGGAAGAAAUGACCUUAUUUUAUACUUUGGUAAGGUUUUAAAGUGUACAUGUAACAACACUAUAUUCCCUGUGUUAAAGUACAAAACUGACACAGAAAAGAAUCAAUGUAUCAGGAACCAAGAUUUGCACCUUUAAUGGAAUAUACAAGGCAGUUAGUGGAUUUGAUCCUUCUGAAGUCAGGUCAAGACAUAAAGGAGUCUUAUGUCUCACUCUUAGAAAGAAAACAUUUUUGAUCAAAACAAAAACAUAGGAAAUGUGGGAGCAAUUACUUAGACAAGGGGAGGGGGGAGGGGAGAGGGGAGGGGAGGGGAGAGGGGCAGAAAAAGGCUAGUUUAAAUUAUUUAUUCUAAUGAAGCAGAGAUUCCUAGAUAUUGUCCUUUCCCAGCCCUAAUGAUUCUUACUCUUGAGCAGAAAGGUAACCAGAUAUUUCUGCUUUUCUCAUACAGUGGCUUCAACUUGAGAAUGUUGAAAGUGGGCAGAUAAACUUACGUUGUACAUGGUUCACAAUGACACCUAAACCUGAGGAUCUGUCCCCAGUAAGUAUGCAAUAAUAUUAGUGGCAUUAUUAAUCAUCUGAUAAAUGAUUUGAUACAAGAUGCUCUUAGAGCAAUACCUAAUAACUCAGAGGGAAAAUAUAUAAAAAUUAUACAUGUAACUGCAAAAUAUUGGAGUAAAAUAUACAAUUCACUGUUGUUGUCACACUUUGGUUUCAUCUGCAGACUAAAAAGUCAGACCUUCAUUGCAUUGCACAAUUAUUAUUAUUAUGGAGCUACAGUAGAAUGCUUUCUUGAAGCUUUCAAUGUUAAAAAUUGAUGGUAUUAUUGAGUCUGAAAAGUGCUAGCUUAAAGCAAUAGUUUUUAAUGAGUGAAGUCUUGUACACUAUAGACAACAUUAACUUUAUCAUUUUUCUUUAUUUUACAGCCAGAGCAAGCAGUCCAGGGAGAGGAGAUGUUAGCAACAGCUGCUUUGUUUGUAAAACUUGACUCUGCCAAAAAUCUCCCAGUAAGUAAAUGGUUCUUAGUGGGAAUCUUGAAAGGUAUUUUGAAUUGAAAUCUGUGUACAAAUUGUAGAAAAGCCAUUUUUUCCCUGAGAGUUCUAGGGAAACUUGAAGUACUUUUUUGUGUCACAGGAAAGAAAGAGCAAUAUUCAUAAGUUGGGUCUCAUAAUGGGAAAAAAAUUUAAUAGUUUUCAAUUUUGCGUAUGCUGGUAUUUUUAUAGAGUCAGUUUGUUGAUUCAUACUUUUCUGUUAUUGUGUAGGUGACAAAUGCUGCUCGUGGUACAACAAGUGCAUUCUGCAAGCUUACUGUUGGAAAUGUCACUUUGCAGAGCAAGGUAUCAAUCAUUAUAGUUAAUUCAUCUGUAUGAGUUGGAACUUAUUGCAGUUAAUUAUUAAAGAAUAAAAUACAAGAUUUUUGUAUAAUAAUAUUGUUUCCUUGUCUUAUGUUCAGAAAAUUCCAUAUAAUUUCCCUUGUUUUAGAACUGGUAAUGUUGUGUGACAUUCUGUUCCAAUCAUCUCUCUUAAUGGCACCGCACUAAAAUGGACACCUAGAGUUGGUUCCUUCCUUCCUUUACUCCUUUUUGUAAAUGCUCUAUAAACGGCCAUCUCUCUAAGAUAGACACAUGGUGCCAGUCCUGUUGGUGUCUAUAUUAGACUUACUGAAGUUUGUUAUUUGUCAGUUUACUAAGUAGGUGUUUUUAUUUACUCAACAGACCAUACAAGAUUCCAUCAGCCCAGUGUGGGAAGAACCAUUCCGCUUCCUGAUUCAUGAUCCAAAAUAUCAGGAGUUAGAUAUUGAGGUAAGCUGGAUUUUUGUUUCCUUUUCCUUUGACUACUGUUGAGUCAAGCACUAAAAAAAUGGAAAACAAUCCUUCACGGAAACUUUGACUUUUGUGUUAACUUGCUUAUUGCCAGUGAAGCACUACCUCUUGGGGUGUGCAAGUCCGUAAGUAAGUUAUUAAGUACGUAAGGACGCCUCAAGUAAGACCUCACAAACCACCCUGCCACCUUGUUUUGAUAAGUUAAUUGAAAAGCAUUCACAUGUACUUGGUUUGGUAUCCAUUACUAAAAAGUCCAUUACACUUUCAUGGGACUUUUUUUCGGGCAGAUUUUAAGAAACGUUUGGUUUAAAGAGUGGAUUAGAUGUUGGGUCGUAAGAAGAGUGAAAUGAAAGGAUUCAAAUCUCUGGAUGACUUUUUAUGGACUGGUUGAACUUAAUAUUGAGCCUAAUUUCAAUAUAUUUACAUCUAGUUGUCUCAAUAUUAAAGUUGAAUUUUGCCCUUACAACAGAUAAUUGACAGCCAGAAGGAGAAGAGUAUUGGUAAAUUAGAAUUCCCACUAAUGCAACUACUGAAGAGUGAGGAUAUGACAUUUGAACAGCCUUUCCCCCUCAAAGAGUCUGGUCACAACAGCACCCUGACUUGUAGGUUCACAUUAAAGGUAUGUAACACAAUGAAAUGGAGAAGUACACUUGGUCACUCUCUUUUUGAACAGGCGACCCUACAGUGGAUGCUACUUUUAAAUGGUGAAUACAUUAAAAAAAUCAGGCUUGCAGGGAUUUGCACCCUGUCCACUGUUAUACCGGCGCAUUGCUCUAACCAAGUGAGUUAGCAAGGCUUCUGGUAGCCUGCACUACAGAAACUUCUGGUAUUAAAAGUCCAUCCGUCAUCCAUAAAACAGUGCUGAAAUCCUUGUUCAGGCCUCCACUUGACUAUGCAGCAUGAGUGGCUAGUUAAAAAGCCAUUGUCAAGUUACCAAUCAAAGUGAAGGGAAAUAUUUUAUUAGGAUUGCAUUGAAGGUUACCCUGUGAUGCAGUGUCAUCUCAUCUAUCACAAUAUGUCGCUCUUGGUAGGCUGUGGCCAUUGUUUAGGUUUCACUGUGAGGAGUCUAGGCAGGCAGUGAUCGUAAGCACAUAUUAAAUAACUGCCCUACACUCAUGUUAAAAUUAUGAUGCAUGUAAAUAUGACUUUGUAAUUGGUCAAGUGUUGUUUGUUUGUCAGGCAUUGUUUACAAGAGAUGAUGACACCUCUGAUGAGGAGGAAGCUGACACUGAAGAGCCAGAUGUGAUUGCUGCCGAUGAACUUGCUGGAAGCAAGCAAAGGUAACUAGUAGUAACUCUUGUGGUUUAUAACUACCUGGCACUGGACGAAUUUUCAACCCACUCAAAAAUUUAAUAGGUGGCUUCGUUCACACAACAAUCAACAUUAAACCCAAGUUUUUUCAAAUGCAUUUGAAUAUGACAUUAACAAGGAAAAAACCCCUGGAGUUGCCACAUAAUCACCUGCAGACAAACAUGUAUUAUCUUUUUAAUUAUUUUAAUAUUAUGAAUUGUAAAGCGCUUUGGUCAAUUAGUGGAGUUAGCGCUAUAUAAAUUAUGUUAUGUUAUGUUUAUUUGUAGAAGUCUAUUAGGAUGAUUAAGUAAUGCAGUGUAUCUGCUACUGACAGUAACGACAAUGUAGUUAUAUUAAGGUUUGCUCUGCUUAAAUUCCUUGUAUUCCUUGUUAAAUACAAUCCUGACAUUUUUACUUUAAUAUCCUUAAGGAUUUUAAAUAUGGUAUAACUGUUUUACUAAUAUCUAACUUAACUUACAUGUAAUAUUACUUUAAAAUUAAAGUAAAUUAUGUAAAAUUAUUUGAGCCUAAAAUUUAAAUUUUUAGGAACUAUAGAUCUCAGGUUAUUAUUUUUCUUUCAUAAGCAAUCAUUUUUUCUAAAUUUAAUAAUUAUAUUAUCAUGCAGCCAGUUAUCAGCCGUAGAAGUUGCCUUUUUUAUGUUUUGAGUGAAGUUAAUGUUAAAAAAAAGUUAAAACUAAAUUUAAAGUUCAGCCAUGAUCAAGAACAAUAAUAUUUGCUAUUAAAAGAGAGAAAAUAUAUUAAAAUAAAUUGAAAACCAAUUUCCUAUUUAAAGUUAAAACUCAGUCACUUUUAAAAGUCUUGCAUAUUAAGCACAUACUGAAGUGUAAACUAUUAAUAAUAGAACCUUAUUAAUAUCAUUAAUGUGCACAUGCACAGUAAAGCUUAAAACUCAAAAAUAAGAUAAUUUAAGUCUUGCCUAAGCAAAUACUGUUGCAUAAACUAAUGAACCUGUUUAAUAUCUUUUAUGUGCACAGUAAUGGUUAAAACUUAAAGUUAAUGUAAAUAUUAAGCUGUCGUGCAUGUACUAACUAGAGUAAAUAUUUUUUUCUUAAUAGAGUAACCUUCAACUUGCUGAUUUCGUACUAACCUUUCCUUUAACACCUUGACUUCUAUCUGCAUGCCAUAAACCUUCCAGUCUUGAAUCAGAUUAUGGUCUCCUAAAACGCUGCGCUUUUUUCUGCUUUUGUUUGGCUCCUAGCGAGGAAACCACUGUGAGACGAAGAAAACCGGCUCCCAAGGUUCAACGGUAGGUCAGCCCUUCAAUCCCCAAUAUCGCUCUACAUUACUGACUGAUUUCCAUACAUUUUCUUAAAGAGUAAGUUGAAAGGAUUUGAUCAAAGGUCAAACUAUUUUCCCUUAAGUGAUCAGUUGAGUUAUUUUUGUAACAUUUCUCGAUUACAUAAUUAUUGAUAGUGUUAGGAGAAAGUUGAUGUUGAGACUUAAAGUGCCUAUAACCCAUAGCCAAUAUCUUUCUUUUUAAAAAGUAGAAACAUAUAACAUGCAAAAACAAGCAAUAGAAUGGGAUUUGAGCUCAAUCUCGAUUUUUAACAGGCGAUCAAAAUCCCAGUUCACGAAGUAAAAAUUGUGCUUUAUAGGGGACUGGGCCGAGUAGCCUGUGGCAUCAACCCGGUAUCUUGGCGAUAACACGAUUGGCUUCAAGAUACUGGGUUGAUGUCACAAGCAUUUAGUACCAGGUCUCUCAAUCACUCCUUUUUGAAUAAAUAUGGCAGGAAAUUAGCCUCAAAUUGUGGAUUUCAUCCUUCAAUAAAAGUGUGUUGAAAUGCAAAAUAACUUUUAUUUCUGCGCAAAAAUUCUUUAAACUACAUGAAUGUUGGAGAUUUAAUAUAACUGAAUACGGGUGAUAGGCACUUUAAGGAUUGGGACUAGAAUGGUCGCAAGUGGCAAGCUGUCUGCUUGAACACCAUUAAUAAUUGCAGUACAGUAGUUCAACCUCUGACUGAUACAGAUUGAGACUUGGCUGUGCCAUACAUUUGUUCCUUAGAUAAGAAACUUUACCUCACAUUGUCUCUCCGUACCCAGCUUAAUUAUUAUCAAUAACUCAUUAUUAUUACAGAUUGUUAUUACCUUACCAAAACAUGCUUAGGUUUUUCAAGAGUAUGUGGUGCUAAUUAUGUGGUGAUUUUUUGGGUACUCCAUUGUUUCCUUGUUUAAAUGUUAUUUUUAUAAUAAACACCCCCCCCCCCCCCCCCCCCCCAAUCAGAAAAAAAGAAAAAAAAAAACAGAUCUUGUAGUUAAAAAAUGCAAACAUUGGUCACUGGAUUUCCUAAAGGAGUGACUACUCUUGUAUUUCCCUGCCCUUUUGUUGUUAAUUGCAGAAGUGUGUCCGGUGACAUUCGCCUUACAACUCGCUACAACAAACAGGGAAGCAAACUGGAAGUCAUUGUACAUCAAGCAAGGUUGGUGUUGAAAUAUUGAACCAUCUAGAGAUAACCUUCUCUUACAAGAAUAAGUUUCUAGUUUCAUAUCCAUUGAACAUGUUUAUAUUAAGACAAGUUCCUCUUAUUAAUGUAUUUACUUCCAAACAUACAGGAACUUACUAGCAUGUGACUCUGAUGGUCUGUCAGACCCAUAUGUGCGAGCUUAUCUGCUUCCCGACAAGUCUCGCAGUGGCCGCAGACGUACUGAUGUCAAGAAGAACACUUUGGAACCAGCUUUUGAAGAAACGUAAGUCUUAUUUUUAUCAUUUUUUUUUUACAUCAAAUCAGCAAAAAGAGAAUUUGUAACAGUUUCGUGAACAGUGAUUGAAGCAAAUGACAUCUGAAGUACAACAGUUACCGUAUGUGUUUACUUAGUACUGUGAGAUUCUGAGAAAAGAAAACCCAGGAUUACAUGUAUGUUUUCCAAAGGCUUUUUUCAGGGGGCUUGAGUUGUAUUUGAAGACAACAUAAUUAACAUAGAAGGGCUUUUUUGGGCAAAAAAAUUCCCCUUUUUGAAAGGUGACUUUAUAGUCAUGAAGUCUGAAAAGUUCUUCAUCAGAAAAUGUUCAUUAAGAUUAUUUUGUUGUUGUUAAACAUUUAGGUUUGAUUGGAUGGUUCCUGAAGACCAGCUGAAAGAUCGUACACUGGACAUUACAGUCAAGAAUGAUGUAUCAUUCUUCUCAAAGAGCAAGACUUCCAUGGGACAGGUACAUGUAAUGUCAUGUACAAUGGUCCUUAUUGUCUGUUAACUGUUUUGCACUAAGAUGGUUAUAUGGUGAACUUUUAUGUAUAGUAAGCUAAACUGUACAGCUGUACUUGGGGAAAUCGAAACCUAUGGUAACUGUUGAAGUAUUAGGUGUGGUCCCACCUUACACAUGCAAUUUCAUGCUGUAGUCUGUUUUAGCUUUCUUUAACAAGCUUAGUAACAUUUAUUUCUGUUGCCACCCCCCAGGUUCUUCUCGAUGUUGGUAAAAUGGAUUUGUCUCAGCCUGUUACAGAUUGGUAAGGAUCUCUUGACAGUCUUGAUAAUCUUACUCAAACAUGUUAAAAUAAUUCCAUUUUAACAACCAAAAGUGCUUUUAUUACAAACUUCUACUUGUUUCACGGUUUUGUUUAUCUCUUUUUUCCCUAAAAUUAGUAGCAUUUCUUAAUACAGUUAAACCUCUAAAAAAAAGGUGGGCGCUUAUUAGCUUCUUUCCCUGAAUGGGGGCUUACUAGAGAGAGGGGGGGGGGGGGGGGCUUAAUAGAGGAUUUAUCAUACUUAGGUUUGGUCAUAUCAAAGUUUAUAAUUUGGACACAAAGUAAUCAUGUCACAUGUAUAAAGGCCACUUUACCUAGUAGAACUUUGUCACUUGUGAUUUGUUUACAGCAAGCCUGCAACAUGAGUUGCAGUGUGUAGAAGUAACCUGUAACUGAUUUGUCAUUGUGUUGUACACUCUACAACUUGUUUUGUAGGUUUUCAUAUUGAGCACAUCAUGUGAAAAUAUUUUAGCGCAAGCCUAAAAGUUUACUCAUUUGAUACAAUUCUUAAGGUCAUAAUAACCGGUCAAUUUUUAGGUAUAUGCUGCGUGAUGAGAAAAAGGAUGAUGACUAA
Porites lobata is the source of this 17922-nucleotide messenger RNA. Lineage: Eukaryota; Metazoa; Cnidaria; Anthozoa; Scleractinia; Poritidae. The record is from the annotation of a GenBank genome assembly.